Rhagoletis pomonella (apple maggot) is the source of this 795-nucleotide messenger RNA. Its product is annotated as laccase-21-like. Gene Ontology annotation, molecular function: oxidoreductase activity; copper ion binding. The coding region runs from base 109 to 621 and encodes 170 amino acids. Gene Ontology annotation, cellular component: plasma membrane. The record is from RefSeq and is a predicted model, not a curated record. Gene Ontology annotation, biological process: iron ion transport. Lineage: Eukaryota; Metazoa; Arthropoda; Insecta; Diptera; Tephritidae. The transcript has a single exon.
AACCAAAAUCAUCCUAUGUAAAUUACAGUUGCUCCCAGCGGUGACCAUCUUAUAUCGCUGAUCGAUGAAAUCACCUACGCCUCACCACCGGCGCCGCUGCUCUCACAAAUGAACGACGUCUCACCGGAACUCUUCUGCAAUGGCGACAAUCGGCCGGCAAAUUGUGCCAAUAACUGUCAGUGCGUACAUAAAGUAGACAUACCACUUGGAGCUGUCGUCGAAGUGGUGCUUGUGGAUGAAGUACAGCAAACUAAUCUCAGUCAUCCAUUUCAUUUACAUGGUUCACCCUAUUACGUUGUCGGUCUGGGACGUUCACCGGAUCAAAAUAUAAAGAAGAUUAAUCUAAAACAUGCUUUGGAUUUGGAUCGAUUGGGUAUGCUAGAGCGUGAUUUCACCAAACCGACACUCAAGGACACCAUUGCCGUGCCAAAUAACGGUUAUGUAAUUCUACGAUUUCGUGCCAGCAAUCCCGGCUUUUGGCUCUUCCAUUGUCAUUUCCUCUUCCAUGUAGCGAUUGGCAUGAAUUUAAUAUUUCAUAUAGGCACACAAGAAGAUUUGCCACCAGUACCGCCGAAUUUUCCACGUUGCGGCGAUCACUUGCCACCCAUACAGUACUUUUGAGUGGCCAAGUUUUGGAGCAGAAGAGGAGUAGUUAGUAAAGUAGCUAUGCGUGAGCUGCGUAAAUGGCAUAAGGAGCCACUAAAGCGUCGAGAUGUGCCAGUCUACUACUUUUGUUGGUUAUUAUUGUAAAUAGCAAAAUUUUAGCCGGAACCACAACAAAAGUCUAUACCUACA